AUCUACCGUAUAGGCAUAACGCAGACUUGUCGAUGAAGUUUCUUAAAUUGAUGAAGGCUGGCAGAAACAUUAUUUGAAUUAGAGGCAGCGUUCUCACGCAAUGUUAUGGCUUGAUGAUUCAUCUUUAACGGGCUGGUUUGAUUCUGGUCGUCUGUUAGAUGCAUAUAAGUAGGUCUGCUCGCUGAUAAGUGUCGGCUAGGGCCAGGUUGGAUAUAUUAAAGAUUUUUUGCAACAUAGCUACUUGUCUUUUUUAUGUAAUUUGAUAUCUGAGUGUCAAGGUUCACUUGUUAUAUUUUACUGUGCUUUACUUGUAUUGUAUCAUCGAUAUUUAAACCUAAUCAAACGAAGAAAUAGUGAUACAUUGCCUAUUAUUAUAUUUUAUUUUGUUUAUAGUUCUGGAUAGAUUUAGAACUGUUGUAGAAACAUAAUCUUAAGGCGCUGGUAUUACUCAUAGUAACAGAAUAUUGUUUUUACAAUCGAAAUAUUAGUAGAUUAAAAAUAUAUAUCACGAUAAAAAAAAUAUUCUCAAAAAGGAGUUUUAUAUAACAUAUAUCUAAUAGAAAUAGGAAACUUUUGAGAUUCUUACAAGGAGAUAAGUUUUUAUAACAAAGUUUUCGUGUUGGGAAAACGUUACCAUAACCGGUGCUCGGGUAACGAGUUACUGUAAACAACAUAUAGUAAUGUCUGGUGGAACUAGAUUGAUUUCCAACUCGGGGAAACUGGCUUCACGCGUGAACCUCAUCACAAUGCGAGGAGAUUUUUUCCUGUCGAGUAGAAAGCCAAUUAUUUAGUAAACGCUAAGAGCGAUCUGCGAGCACAGCCAACACCGGUUUUACCGGCAGUGCAACUUAGUACCUCGCGGUCGAAGCGCGCCGACAGACACGUUAUACACACGAGAAUGUUGUAGAAUAUCACUCGUAUUGAACACUUGACGGAAUACUGCGUUUAUUUAUAAACAAUGAAUGAAUCUGUGAGUGAGGAUACUUGGUUAUGGGUUCGCGGUGUGUUGAGGUCAUGGUUGGAGGAUCCCGGAGUGGAGGAGUUCCGGGGUCUGAACAUGAGCGAGCUGCAGAUGGACCAGGCCUACAUGAUGGGAAUCGCUGAUGGGGACGUCGGCGUCUACUCAGUAUCAGAUGACUGCUUCAGAUGCCCGUUUGAGCUGCAGAAGUCUUUGGAUCCCUCGUCAAAUAGCUCGUGGAUUGUAAGCACUGCCAAGCGUUCAACGUGGAGGGUGUACAGCGGCGCCGACGAACAAUUUAUAACUGCUAGAAAUACUACAGGACUGUUAUGCCAAAUGAGACCAAAUCUGGGGGAGUUCGGAGUAUACACGUUAAACGCAACCAGCGAAGGUUGCGACAUACGAACGGAAAAGGAACCCGUCGAUAUAUAUAUGCCUCUGCUCCUACUAUUAGGAGUUCUGAUCGGGGCGUCGAUUCUCUAUGGUGUGUUGAGGCUCAUCAUGUCGAGGGUGAGGAGAUCGGCCAAGUUGAGGUAUGGAGAUAAGGAACUUGCCCUACAGCAACGUCUACGAGCUCUGGACACGUUUCGAGGGAUAGCUAUCGUUUUCAUGAUAUUUGUGAACGAUGGUGCGGGAGGGUACUGGUGGUUGGAACACGCCACCUGGAACGGUCUCUCAGCUGGAGACCUGGUGUUCCCCGCCUUCCUCUGGAUCAUGGGAGUCUGCAUCCCAUUAUCAAUAAAGAGCGCCUUCGCUAAGGGUAUACCCAGGUGGAAAAUCGUCCUACACAUUUUUAAGCGAUCAUGCAUUAUGUUUCUACUAGGAGUGUCUCUGAACACGAUCUACGGUUCUAACUUGUUGGGUGAACUGCGUAUUUUUGGCGUCCUGCAGCGACUGGCCGUGUCUUACCUCGUGGCUGCGGGUUUCUAUGCCCUCACAGCUCCGAAAUACUACACACCUCCAAGGGGUGCUUGUGGACAAGCUCUAAAGGACGUGCUGUCGUGCGCUUGGUGCUGGGUGCUGGCUGCAGUCCUCGUGGCCGCUCACACAGCCAUCACCUUCAUCAUACACCACCCUGACUGUCCACCGGGUUAUCUUGGUCCUGGCGGUAAACACGAUGACUGGGUGUCUCCGGAGUGUUCGGGAGGAGCGGCUGGGUUCAUUGACCGCUUACUUUUAGGAGACCGACACCUCUACCAGAACAGCGACGCUAGAUCUGUUUACGGAGGUCCAGUGACUGAUCCAGAGGGUCUGUUAGGAUGCCUCACCUCCGCGGUUCAAGCCCUGGUCGGCAUCCAAGCCGGCGCCACUGUCCUUCUCCAACGUUCGCACAAAGCCCGGGUGUCUCGUUGGCUGGCCUGGGCUCUAGUGCUAGCUCUAGCCGGGGCCCUACUCGCUGGAUUCUCGAGGGAACACGGAGUGCUACCCAUCAAUAAGAACUUGUGGUCCAUGUCGUUCGUGCUGGUGACGUCAGCGGUGUCCCUCGCGAUACUCAGCAUCUGUUACACGUUCACGGACGCCUGGCGGCUGUGGGGCGGAGGACCCUUCAGAGCUCCAGGUCUUAACGCCAUCGCCCUGUACAUAGGCCACUCGAUCUGCGCGCACAUAUUCCCAUUCCAUUGGAAAAUCCCAACCAUGAGAACGCACGCCGUCUAUCUCGUGGAAGCCGUAUGGGGAACCGCGUUGUGGGUCAUCAUCGCUCACGUCAUGGCCAGAAAGAAAGUAUUCAUCACCCUCUGAUCGUGAUCCUACGUGUUCUAUAUAUUAUUUUGUAAAUAUUUAAUUAUUUUUCAAUAAUACAAAAUAAUUUUAUACCGGAACGUAUUAGAUUUUAGAUUAGUAUUAGCUUAGCUUAGCGCUGUAACACUUUUAAUUGACAAAUGAGAUUAAAGUGCAGCUUGGUUCGUGAUUUGACGACUUUAAGAGAGACUUCGAAAUAAAUUAUAAAUAUAAUUAAAUAUAUAUAUUUAAUUAUUGUAUAAAAAAUAUUUUUUUAAUAUUCGCUAUUAGAUGAGUCUAAAUUUUUUUUAUCAAAACUAAUCUAGUCUAAAUUAUGAACUGUAUUUAAUGUAAGCUGAAAAAAAUAAAUGAUAAUAUUGAAUGAAAAUGGGCUAUUAUAUAAAAAAAUGGAGUAUUUGUAACCACUCGUUCUGCAUUUCUAAAGAUAUUAAGAAAAGCUCACUAAUAAAUAAAAUAUAUAUAAGUAUUAAUUAUAAUUACAUAAAGUAUUUUUUACAACACUACUUUAAUAUAUCACAAUAAAGAUUAAAGAAUUAAUAGAGUACUCACAUCACUAGUGGCAUAGACAAGUGGCUGUCAAUAUCAGCUGAUCACGUUUGUUUACAAGAUUGCUAAAUUCUAUUGAGACACUGGCAGAAUAUACUGUGCAGGUCUUCGCACGGCUGACGGCCAUAUUAGAAAAAAAAAAUUGUCCAUUGAAAUGAGAUAUAUAUGUAUUCGUGACAUGUGACGUCGCUGGCGUUUAGGAUAAGAAUUAAAAUGAAACGAGCCAUAUACAAUAUACGACGCUUUAUUAACUCAAGGAUGACAGUGAAUCAGCGAUGUCAUUACAGAUAAAUAUCAUUUAAAAAAAAAAAACGAUUCAACAAAUCAUGACACAAGGUAACAGUAUAUAGUUUUAACAAAAAACCACAAACGCAUAACAUCCGGGGUGAAAGGUCUAUUUAUAUACAAUACAUAUUAAUAUUAAGAUCCGCCCCGGGAUCUGUCACCCUGUAUACUAACAGUACAUGUUUGGCAUUCAGUUAGUGACUAAAUAAAAAAAAAAAACUCUUCAUUAAAUACAUUGGAUGCGAUAUAAACUCGAUUGUAUAAUAUAAAUGCUGUUAUAGGAAUUUAG
Danaus plexippus (monarch butterfly) is the source of this 3818-nucleotide messenger RNA. RefSeq names its product heparan-alpha-glucosaminide N-acetyltransferase (gene Hgsnat). The record is from RefSeq and is a predicted model, not a curated record. NCBI's taxonomy places the organism in Eukaryota, Metazoa, Arthropoda, Insecta, Lepidoptera, Nymphalidae. The transcript is spliced from 10 exons. The coding region runs from base 959 to 2698 and encodes 579 amino acids.